AUGCUGCUUUGGUCGGAGAAGCACUCAAGCUCGACUGCAGCACGGAAACGAGACAUGUCAGGUUGGCGCCCCCCAGGACCUCAAGGCGACCACCGCAUGGGCGCUGGAUACACUGGACGCAAUCGACAGGCUUCUAAUGGCGGCCCAAGUGGCGUUCAGAGAUCGUCAGCUGCACAGCUCAAAGAACAGGAACCGCUCUUCACCACCUACGAGCAUUUAGCUGGCUUGCAACGCGGAGAUGCUGCCCUCACGAUUCUGCGCAGAGUCGCUUCCAUGGUGAAGCCAAUAAUGCGGAAACGAGGCUGGCGAGUACAGGUCCUGGCAGAGUUCCUUCCUCCAGAGCAAAACCUACUCGGUCUAAAUAUCAACAAAGGUUACAAAAUCUGCCUUCGUCUUCGCUACCACCACAGCCCAGAUCUUUUCCUGCCGACUGAGGAGAUACUCGACACGUUGCUGCAUGAGCUCUCGCACAAUGUCUGGGGAGAGCACGACAGCAAUUUCCACAAGUUAUGGGACGAACUUCGUGACGAGGCUGAGACAUUGAUGCGGAAAGGCUACACUGGUGAGGGAUUCUUGGGCUCAGGUCAACGUCUUGGUGGUCAUGCUGGUAAUAGUGCUUUGCCACCUCACGAGUUGCGCCGGAUUGCUCGUGAAUCCGCAGAGAAGCGUAAGGCUCAAGGUGCGCUGAUGCAAGGCUCUGGGCAGAGACUUGGUGGAAGAGCAAUUCAUCAGCUUGGAGGUGAUGUGCGCAAAGUCAUUACUGACCAGAUCACCCGACGCAACACCAUUAAUAAGGGAUGUGCUUCAGGGCGAUCCGAUGCCGGCAAGCUGUCAGAGCAAUCGUCGAAUAAUACCUUCAAGACGAAGGCCGAAGAGGAUGACGCUAACAACAGAGCCAUCGCACAGGCGCUUUACGAGUUGAUGGAGGAGGAGGAAGAGCAGAAGCUGAACGGCACUUUCGUGGAGAAAUCCGGCAGCGGCGGUCUCGAGUGGAGUCCUGAGAAUGGACUUUACAGUGCUGGCAUGAAUCUGCCUUCCAUUGACCACCAGAACCAUCCUAGUGAGGAGGAUCAGCUGAAAUGGGCAAUGGAAGAAAGCACUAGACUUGCGAGUCCUGAUUUGCCAUCUCAGCAAAAAGAACCUUCGAAAGGCGACCAGAGGAGGUCUGCGCCUCCAGUUCCACUUGCUUCAAAGCCGUCCUCGUCGGCGGAUACGACAUCAACCAAGCGCAAACAACUUGACGCCAAUCUGAGUCCGAAGGCAUCGUCGAGCAGACAGAAAGCUGCCACAGCCAAGGCAAAGAGUGACGAUCUUGAAGUUGAAGCACUACCAUCAACGUUCACGACGUUUCCGAGCAGCGAUAGCGAUCAGUGGAGCUGCGAAAUUUGUACUUGCAUCAAUCCGCUACAAUUCCUAGCCUGCGAUGCCUGCGGUGUGGAGCGGUCACAAGCGGUCAUGGUCAACGCACGAGCAAACAGUGGUCACGACAGGCGAUCAAAGACAGCUCCUCCUCGAAAGAUCAAGCCCGAGCCUAUGUCUUCGGCUGAUCGCUUCCCUGUGAAGCCACCAGAUCCAAAUGCUAGUCUGGGUUGGAAUUGCUAUGGCACACAGGGAAUCAAUCCAGCAUACAGACAGACCAGGAUGGCAGCCCCACCAGAGAUCAACGUCCAUAAUAUGACAGCGGACUACGACAUGAACAAGAAGAUUUCCGAUGGCACGGCCGACAUGCUCAAGCAGCAGGGCGUUCCUUGGCUGGUACGACAGGCCGCAAACUACAGCGCUAUCGAGAUCAAACUCAAGCAAUACGAGGAGGGCGAUGGCAUCCACCUCGACCAAGAGCAAAUCUCUACCGGUGGUGUGGUGCAGCUGGAACAGAGAAUCAUGAAUGGCGAGUGGGGCGAUCGUGACAUCCAGUACUGGGGCAAGGUCAAGGGGUGGAACAAGUAUGUCAAGGUCGCAGAUAUCACCGAAGAUGACUUCCUCAAGGAGGGCUGGGCACAGGAAUGCAUGGACGGCGAUGUCAUUAUGAGCCACACCGAGAGCCAGCAGAAUGGUUGGAUCGCAGACCAAGUUUGGGGCUUUGCUGAGGUUGACGGUCAGCGAAGACACGUUCGACGUGUGGUGUCCAGGAAGGGAAAUGAUGUUCUUCGAGUCAAGCUCGUUUACGACUUCAAGCCAUAG
This is a messenger RNA of Pseudocercospora fijiensis CIRAD86, 2181 nucleotides long. RefSeq lists its product as uncharacterized. The coding region runs from base 1 to 2181 and encodes 726 amino acids. The transcript has 4 exons. The record is from RefSeq and is a predicted model, not a curated record. NCBI's taxonomy places the organism in Eukaryota, Fungi, Ascomycota, Dothideomycetes, Mycosphaerellales, Mycosphaerellaceae.